This is a messenger RNA of Cadophora gregata, 1488 nucleotides long. RefSeq lists its product as uncharacterized. The record is from RefSeq and is a predicted model, not a curated record. Gene Ontology annotation, cellular component: COG complex. The coding region runs from base 1 to 1488 and encodes 495 amino acids. Gene Ontology annotation, biological process: intra-Golgi vesicle-mediated transport. The transcript has a single exon. NCBI's taxonomy places the organism in Eukaryota, Fungi, Ascomycota, Leotiomycetes, Helotiales, Ploettnerulaceae.
AUGCCGGAGCCGGGGCACAAUGAGCCGAUCCGACGAGGCUGCCAUAGCUUUCCCGAAACCUCGUCCCCUCCAUUGAUAGCUUCAAUCCCAGCAACCUCUCUUUUCCUCACCAUGACCGCCGCAGACGAUGACACGUAUAUUGACUACGAGACCUUCCUCUCUCCAACAUUCUCCCCAGCUGCUUUUGCGAACAAUCUGGUCAUUGGUACCAACAACCCAACAGACACACCCCUCGAUCUAUCCACACCUCUCUCUCGAGUCCUCUUUGACUCCCAGGAAAUCAAUACCCACAUCGAUACCCUCACUACAAAAAGUGCUCUUCCUCUUCUCUCUCACACCCAGGAACAGACCGCGGCCAGUGCGCGAAUAGUACAGGAGAUUGAUUCGCAGGUUUCGAGCUUAAAUGAUGGCUACAAACGACUAGAAAAGGAAGUGCUAGUACGCUAUGAGACAGCAGAAGAGGUGCGCGCUGUGGCAAGUAGGUUAUGGGAAACUGUAAGGCUGGGUCGGUCAGUUGGACGAUGUCUACAGUUGGGGAGGCAGCUUGAGAUACAGCUUGCAGAAGUUGUAGGAACAGGCAAUCCAGUCAAAGUCCAAGGGCAGAGGGAAGAUCAUAGGGCGCUGGUGCGAUGUUCGAAUACUCUACUGAGUUUACGAGAGCUUCUUUCAAAGAAAUCAGAGGGAGAAGAAGGCCACGGAUUGGAGAAAGUGGAUGCUGUGCGGACGCUUCAAAGUUCCAUCGUCAAUCCAGCAGAACGAUCGAUCCUUACCAAGUCCCAGCAAAUAGUCAGAGAGUUCUCCAUGAGCACUCUCUCCACAGGUGCGAACACAACCACUUUCGCGCAAACCGCAGAUACGAAAUCGCGAACAACGUCAGCAUUGAUAUCACUAUAUCUUCUCUCCCCACUACCAGACACCACCAAACUCGGUGCGAAGAAGACAGACAAGUGGGAACCAGAACUACUGAUCCACGCCCUACAAGACUACCUCCGUACGGCUCUAACAUCCUCUCUCGCAUCUCUCGCCCGCUCACUCGCCACACUACCUACACUCGACAGAACGCUCCUCGAAGUCUCCGCCCGGUGCCAAAACAUCCUCGCUCUCGAAUCUCUCCUCUCCUUGACAACUCCACCUCCCCACCCCACACUCCCAGCCUCCGCAUCCGCAACAAUCGCGCCUCUCAACUUCCUCCAGCCCUUACUUCAAAGUCUCGAAACAGGCAGUCUAGCGAGUUAUUUCUGGCGGACGUUGGCGGGAGGAUUGAGCACCAAGGCUAUGGAGAUAGUGAACAAAGGGGGCGUGAGCGCAAGGACGUUGAAGAGUAAUAGGAAUAGUGUGAGGGAUGCUAUCCGGGAGUGUGUGGUAAGGGGGAGCACGCCUCCGGCGGGAGUGGCGGGGAGUAAGGUGAAGGGAGAGAAUGUGGAGAGGGCUUGGGAGAGGGAGAUUGCUGUUAUGGUUGGGAGUGUGGUUGGAGCUUUGGGCAGGUGA